Fusarium musae is the source of this 894-nucleotide messenger RNA. RefSeq lists its product as uncharacterized. The record is from RefSeq and is a predicted model, not a curated record. Bases 1 to 894 code for a protein of 297 amino acids. The transcript has a single exon. Lineage: Eukaryota; Fungi; Ascomycota; Sordariomycetes; Hypocreales; Nectriaceae.
AUGGCCAUUGAGAUCUUUACCAUCUUCUGGCCCUGCUGGGAAGUCAUCCAGCACCAGAACCUCCGCCAAGAGACCCUCGACUCCAUCGCUCAAUGGCAGCUCAACAAAAACGCGGCGACGAAUGGUGCUCGAUCUGUCGCUACUGGUUCUACUACUGUUGCCCCCUCCGCUCUGACGUCCUGGUCCAAGGACGGUUCUGUCAAGAGCAGCGCCUCUGGUGAGAGUAUCCUCACCAUGGAAGCUCUUGAGUAUGUUCUCGAGCGUAACCCCGAACCUCUUCAGCAGUUCUCAGCCCUUCGUGACUUCUCUGGUGAAAACAUUGCUUUUCUACGAGCUGUCGCUGAGUGGAAGUCUUCAUUGCCACCUGCUGUGCGCGACCCCGAGAAGAUCAAGGAACCGUCGGUGCAAGAGCUCGUCCGCGAGAGAUUUAACAGCGCUCUUCGCAUUUACACCGGCUUCGUCAGCUCCCGCGACGCAGAAUUCCAGAUCAACCUGUCAUCACAACAACAAAAAAUUCUAGAGGGUGUCUUUGAGAGUUCCGCGCGCAUCCUCUACGGCGACAAGAAGCAGGUUGACCCAGCGUUGCCAUUCGAGACAUUCCAGAUGGGAACAACACCCACCAAAGUCAAGUCCUCAGCUGCAUCAUCACACGGCUCCGAGACAGGUAUCAUGGCAGCGGAUUCUGUCGCUGACACUGGAUACAUGAGCGACAAGGCUAUGUACUGGGGUGAUAUCCCCGAGGGCUUUGAUGCGACUAUUUUCGACGACUCGGAGAAGCACAUCAAGUAUCUCGUGCUCACCAACACGUGGCCCAAGUUUGUCAAGGACCGACGAUGCUCAAUUGACUCCAAUGAUACCCUCGAGGCAGGAAACGGAAUUCCCAUGGCUAAAUGA